GGAAGUUUGUCCGUCUCCACAUGCUGGGGGCCGGGCCAUGAGACUCCAGGGGUGGGUCUGCGUCUCCUUGGGUAACCUGGCAGCUGGGUUUCUUACCCGAGCAGCAUCCCGGAGGCUCGCGGGGACUCAGAGACACGUGCGUCCCUUCAGUCGGUCUGCAGCGAACAUGGCGGAGGAGGCGAAGAAGCUGGCCGCGUACGCCGCCGUGGAUAACCACGUCCAGAACAACCAGGUGGUUGGAGUGGGCAGCGGCUCAACCAUCGUCUACGCCGUGGACAGGUUAGCGGAGAGAGUGCGACAGGAGAAACUCAACAUUGUGUGCGUUCCCACCUCCUUCCAGGCGCGUCAGCUGAUUCUGCAGCAUGGCCUCACGCUGUCAGAUCUGGACAGACACCCGGAGCUGGACGUGGCGAUCGACGGAGCGGACGAAGUGGACUCCAGCCUCACCCUGAUAAAAGGUGGAGGCGGCUGCCUCACUCAGGAGAAGAUCGUAGCCGGCUGCGCUAAACAUUUCGUGGUCAUCGCCGACUACAGGAAGGACUCCAAGGCUCUGGGCCAGCAGUGGAAGAAGGGAGUUCCCAUCGAGGUCAUCCCCAUGGCCUACGUUCCUGUCUCCAGAACAAUAGCCAAGCGCUUCGGAGGAGAAGCCAACUUGCGGAUGGCUGUCAGUAAAGCAGGACCUGUGGUGACCGACAACAGCAACUUCAUCCUGGACUGGAAGUUUGAGCACGCUCAGAACUGGAAGGAGGUCAACACGGCCAUCAAGAUGAUUCCCGGUGUGGUGGAGACGGGGCUCUUCGUCGGCAUGGCCGAGCGCGCCUACUUCGGGAUGGAGGAUGGAAGCGUGCAGGUUCGGGAUCCUCCGGUCAACUGAGGACUUCACCUCAACCAUCACACCACCUCCACCUCCACCUCCUCCUCCUCCUCCUGUGAACGACCUCACUUCUCCCACAAGUGCCAGAUUCUUGAUUCACCAGGUCCCGGGCUGUGUUUCGGUUGCAGCUCCUGGAUAAAAAGAAAUAAACGAAAGCAGGAAAGUUGUCACACACGUCACAGUCGGUUAGAAUUUGAGCAUUGCUCGGUUUUUCUCAUCCUGGAAGGUGGUGCUACUGAUUCUGUGAGACUUAAAGUGCCUCGUGAGUAAAAAACCAAGCGAUUUCCCGUCUAUUGCCGGACACACAACGAGAACGUCGGUUCCUUCUGUAAUUAGCAGCUGAUGAGUCACUGCAGAAUAAAAACUAAGAGGUGCCUUGACACUAUAAUCUAUUAAAAGUUGUGCUUUAAAAAGCUUAUAACUGUUUAUCACACUUAAAAUUGCACGGCUGAGACGAAUUAAAUUCAAAUCCACCAGUUAAAUAAAUGUCAAGCACUCAGUUUGCCUCACAGUUUUGUGUAAUUAGAUCAAUGAAGGGAUAAAAAAAAAAAAAACGCUGCCUUCACCCCCCAAAAAAGAUGAGUUGUGCUGAAUAACAUGCAGUUAUCAGGUUCAUAUAUUCACUCUAGCAGCUGUUACCUUGUUGAGGUUUGGAUUCAACAAGUAGAAAAUAAUCUCUAACCUUUAUUCCACUAUUCAAAGGUUAUAUAUCGUCGUAAUUAAAUGUAAUUCUCUUGAGAUGUUGGGAGUUCCUUCUGUUAAAAAACUAAAAAAAAUGCAUGUAGCUUCCUCCACUGCGUUGAUAUUUUUGUGCCUGUUAGUCACUUGCAUGUCGGUUACUCGUUCCACACACAGUCACAGGAGCUCUUGUGCCGUAAACUUCAUUUCAAAUACAGAUAAAAUGUUAUUUUAAUGGUGAAAAGAUGCAGCUGAAAUAUCAGCCAGCAGCACCACAAGUACAUUUUAUGUGCCUUUGGUUUUGCUUAAGCAGUAGAAUGUCCUGUCUGAUUCAGAAGUAACAAAAUUGAGAUUAUGCAGCUUUCAAAAAAAAUGUUUUAUAUAUAAAUCAAAUCAGAAAUGCAGUAGUUAAAGAUGAGUUCCUAAAACUGGAGUUGAAACAACCAAACCAAGUCAUUUGUGUGAGAUUUGUUUUCUGCUUUAGGCUCACGAUGCCUUACACUCUGGUUUCAUUCUUCUAUUUUUUUUUUUGUUUGUUUUUAUUACUGUGAGAGACUCAGGAGAACAUUUAGACGUGAAACUUUAAUAUGAUCAAGGUCUGAUUCUAGCCUGGAGACGAUGUUGAAACCAAACAAACAUCCGAAACGAACUGUACGCAGAUAUUUUCUGAUAGUUUUUGCACCAGCAUUUCUUUUCUUUACCAGUUGACUGUGAUUAUGAUUUUGCUGUGAAAGUACUACAUUUAUAUAUUUUUUUCUUUAACCAAUACAGGACCAAAUUGAGAUCA
Molecule: messenger RNA, 2339 nt
Organism: Mugil cephalus (flathead mullet)
Lineage: Eukaryota; Metazoa; Chordata; Actinopteri; Mugiliformes; Mugilidae
Gene: rpia
Product: ribose 5-phosphate isomerase A (ribose 5-phosphate epimerase)
Exons: 9
Coding region: 38-874 (278 amino acids)
Biological process (GO): pentose-phosphate shunt, non-oxidative branch; D-ribose metabolic process
Cellular component (GO): intracellular membrane-bounded organelle
Molecular function (GO): ribose-5-phosphate isomerase activity
Source: RefSeq, a predicted model, not a curated record